This is a messenger RNA of Chara braunii, 2682 nucleotides long. The record is from the annotation of a GenBank genome assembly. Lineage: Eukaryota; Viridiplantae; Streptophyta; Charophyceae; Charales; Characeae.
CGUGGAUGGAGAGUGAGAAGAAGCGGAUUGAUAAGAUCGUCGUCGCUUGCACUUGAGCGAAGCGGGCGCAAAGGUGGUCGAAGAAGUGGGCACUACCCUUCUUUUUUUGGACGUAAAGCGAAAUCACUUCGGGAGGGACUUCGAGAACAGACGGAGUAUCAAGGAGGAAGCUGUCACCGGAGGCAACACAGGCGUUAUAGACUUGACGAACGCGAACGAAGGAACGGACAAAAAGGAGUCUAUUGUGGGGGAAAAAAAGGCUUAAAGAAGUUGUGUGCAAGGGGGGAGGGGCGGGGAGGGAGAGUGUAGUAGUGGAGUGCUGUUUGCAGUUGGUUCUGUGCUGUUCUGGUGAGCUAGGAACAGGUCACAGGAUGCCGCAGCGGCACUCGAAGAACAACAACGACCUUGCCUUUUUCACGUACGAUGAGAGGCGAAAACUUGGCUAUGGAACGCAGAAGGAGAGACUGGGAAAGGACUCGUUGAAGGCGUUCGACGCCUGCUGUCUAUGUCUCAAGGCAGUUAUAGAGCCUCUGUGUUGUCAAGCAGGCCACAUUUUCUGCAAGGAGUGCAUUUAUGAAUGCUUGUUGGCGCAGAAGAAAGAUAUCAAGAGGAAGCAAGCGCUGUACCAGGCGCAGACAUUGAAGGACAAGGAGUUGCAGGCGGAGAGGGAGGCGUCCGAGCGGGCACGGGUGCUGGAACAGUUCGAUCGGCAGAACAACAGGGCCGUCCCCGGCGGUGCCGGAAAGGUGCAGCAGAGCCAGCACGAGCAGGACACCCCGUCUCGGUUUCACGGAGCGAAUAGCGUGAAGGUCACGGCGUACGAAGAGGAGGCAUUGCGUACGAUGAAGGCUUUCUGGCUUCCGUCCGCGACUCCCGAAGCCCCCCAAAGGGUUGAAAAACCGGUCGACCACACCGUCUGUCCAGAGGGAAAGGAGAAGCUGAGACUGAAGGAUCUGUUUGCUUUACGGUUCGACGUUGUGCCAAACCGGGAAUCGAAGACGAUUGAGCUGGGAGGCGACCGUUUCCGUUGCCCAUCCUGUGCGACCGUGUUUACGAAUUCGUCGACGCUGGUUGCGAUCGAAACUUGCGGCCACGUGCUGUGUUCCAGAUGCACGUCGAAGUUUGUCGUGUCGGAUAAGAUGUGUUGCAUCUGCAGCGUUCCGUGCAAGUCGCGCCAUCUAGUGCAGGUUCAGAAGGGCGGGACGGGCUUUGCAGCGCAUGGCGACACUCUGAAUGCUUCGGCACUGAAGUUGGUGGGCAGCGGGAGCGGGCUUGGCGACUCGCGACCGGCAACGAAGUUGUGACGACGCCGUGUCUUGUCCUUGUUGCAUUGCAACUCUGAUUCAAAAUUUUCAUUUUCUGUUCCUGUUUUUCUGUUCAGAUGUAAAUAUGUUCAACACGCAUUUUGAGUUCAUUCUCCUUAAGUUUGUGGUUCGUGUGUACACGCUUGUAUGUAAUACUACCUUCUUCCCCCGAAUACAACGUAUGGUCAUUUUUGCUGCAUCUGGAUUGAAAGUUUCAAGACCAAAUAAGUUGCUGAAAAUAGCUACCAGCCUACCACUGAAAUAAUUUAUUAAAAUUUAAGAGUACCUACCCUAAGCUACCCCCUAAGCUAUCCCCUAAGCUACCACCUAAGCUAUCAAGGAAACAUGGCAUCGAUAUGGAGCGCUGGCUAGUUCAGCACCUACUCCUACUCCUACUACUCCUCCACUCACCACCAGCACUGCAGCAGCAGCAGCACCACCAUCCCUUCUACUCCUGUUAAAACAGCAACAGCAGGAACAACAACAGCAGAGACAAUAAUAAUGACAACAAUAAACACUGAUUGAUGGAAUAAAAAAAAUAGGAAAAAAGGAAAUCCUAAACUUUUGUCUGUUCUCACGGACUCUCACUGCUAUGGCUGAAGCUCACACGAGUCUUAGGGCAUACUCACACUGGACUUACCUGCAUGAUCAAACUGCAAACACGACUAGAUUCAGCUGAAAAAAAUGCUGGCGAGAGUAUGCCCUCACUCCUCGAAACAAUCGUUGUAUGCUCGCUUGCUUGCUUACAGCAAGUGUGCAAGUCAAAAAAAAAAAAAAAAAAAAAAAAAAAAAGAAGUCAAGUGUGCAAGUCCCUUGCUCAAUCGAGACUCUCUCUUCUGCUGAAAAAGCCCCUCUUCUCAAGGAAGAUGAAGAAGAAGACGACAAAGAAAAACUCCAUAUCCUUCUCCUUGCUGCGAGUCUUCCCAGAAAGAACGCUCGCCAACUGCUCAGCACCCACAUAGCCAAGCUUUCCAUGCCUCUCGAAGUCUAUCUAUACUCUCUAAGCUUUUUGAUGGUGUGCACACUACCUGUGACCUUUCCACAUGCUCCAUGUCACAACCGGUGGGGGUCUUUAACAUCCUUCAACAAAGAGAAAAAGAAGAAUUACACAAAUUCUCGCUCUUGUGAUCUUGAUCUCAGUCAGCCGCAGCCAUCCUCCCCUCGUGUUUGGACUUCAAACCUCUGAAAACAUUUCCAUACGACUUGAGCUUUCUUGGUGAGCUCACGUUCUUCGUUCCUUCCUUGCUUCCUUCUUUCCCUCCUUCCCUCCUUCCCUCCUUCCCUGUCAACCUCAGCCAUUGUCCCCUCGUGCUCAGACUUUAAACCUCCAAAAACAUUUCAGCAAAUUUCGAAGCUUUAUUGCUGAGCUUUGAAACUA